AUUGGAUGAAACUGUCAACAGCUAUGGUACAUCAAGCGUCACUACAAAUAAAUCGAAAUGUAGUUAGUGUAUAUUCUUUUAUUUAAACUACGUACCAACUUAAGAAAAUUAACAUUUGUAGACAUUGACAAGUACAGAAAUUCAAGAAAGUGAAGAUAUUAUCUAUUAAAAUUGCAAGCUUGAACAUAACGUUGUCUUGUAUUAAUUAUUACGAAUGCAUUGAAAAAUGUUUAUAAAUGCCGUUAAACUCACAACUGUGGAAAUAAAAGUGUGGCUCACCACACCCAAUCGAAGGUUAAUCUGUCUCAUAUGACAGUUCUAAAUAUUUAAUAUAUCAGAUCAUGGCUGCAGAACAAGAAUUUGUUGAAAGAAUGUUUAUUUUCAAAUUUCCGACAUGUACUACUAAAGAGGAAUAUAAUCUUGAGGUGCCAAUUCGUAUUCCAUUUAGUGGUUCAACUCAGGAACUUACCCAAAGACUUCUUUCCAGUUUCAAGUUGCCAUCCUAUAUUGAGAAAGAUUUAGAUCAAGCUUUAAAAUUAUUUGUGGAUGAAGAAACUAUAAAGUAUUACGACGACACUUCUGAAAAACUGAUAGCGAAUGCUAGAAGUGCUGAUUUUGAAGUGGAAGAUGUCAUCAAAGCAUGGGAAAGAGCAUUUAAAGAAGAAACAUUAGAAUACGCAGAACGACGUGGAGCAUCUGAUGAAGAAUUAUUUGCAACUGUUUAUCAUAAAUUGGUACAUUCACCUGCUUUAGAAGCUAUCUUGCAGGUGGAGCAUUCGUAUGCUUUAGCUGUGCGUGAACUCACUGGACAGCGGGAUGAGCAAGUUUCAGCUCUUACUACCAAGCAAACAGAAGAAAUGAGGCCGUGCAGUAGAAGGAGUGCAUGUCUUUCGUAGCAGAACGGGAAAUAAAUGAAUUAGCAGCUAACAUUUUGAGAUCAAAUCUUUUGCAAGGGCGCUGGAGCAGUGAAGUUUGUGCAUUAAAGCAGACUCCAGAGAAGAGAAACGAGAAUGAAUGUGCUGGCUUGCUUGAAAGAUCAUCAAAGCAUCCGUUUUCUUUUGCCCACACCCACGUGUGUAUUAAGUUAUAGCGUGAUCAUAGCUAGAUAAACUAUUUCACAAUGUUUGAGUUGGCAUUCCUCACCAAAUUUAGAUUUCAUAUUCCAAUUUUAUUUUCAAAACAUUCUCUUGGUUUCUCUGUGGAAAGUAAAAUACAAAACUCCACUUCUUAGUUUGAAAUUAACUGCCUCUUCAAACACCAAUCUAUUUCAACCCUCACCCAUAUAAUAUACUAUGGGAUCCACUUUGUGUUUGAAUGAAAUUUUCCAACAUUUCACGAUAUUAAUAAUACUUUAUGUUCUCUACAGAAUAACAUAAAACCACAAGAAUAAUCUGCAAUGUAAAUUAUUAAUACAAAAUAAUUUUCUUUUUUUUACUGAGAAGUAAUGAUUGAAUUAAUGACAUUGUACUUUGUUAUUUUUUUGAAUUGGUGGUUUGUGCCACUUAUGUUUGUGGAGGGGUUUUAAAGGGAAAUAGUGAGGAAUUUAGGCCUGUGUGCCAAGAGAAUUGCGCUGAUGCACGUUAAGUAACAUGUGUUAUAGUUUAACACUGUACCAUACAUGAAACUGCUCACAAGUCCUUUAGCUAGAGACACUUUAGCACAUAAGAUAGUGUUAUUGUAUGACAUGCGGCAAUGCAAUGUUUGUGUGACAUAGGCCUAAAAAAGUAUCUCUAGCACUGAAAACACAGAAAGGACUUUUAAAAGAUAUAAUAAGUGAUAAAUUAUAUCUGGAAAGAAUCCAUCUUGUUAAAAAAUUCUACAAAUUUGGAAAGAUGGAAAAAUG
This is a messenger RNA of Gryllus bimaculatus (two-spotted cricket), 1843 nucleotides long. NCBI's taxonomy places the organism in Eukaryota, Metazoa, Arthropoda, Insecta, Orthoptera, Gryllidae. The record is from the annotation of a GenBank genome assembly.